UCCUUCUUCCACCUCCAGAUUUCCCUUUGCCAUUCAUUCAUUCAUUCCCCAAUCGAAAACAGAACGAAACGAAAACAUUCCGUAGGCGAUUGAUUUGUUCCCUUAUUAAUCCCCCAAAUCUCACCGCGCUAAUCCCCACCACCAAUCGGCGCAAGCUAGGGUUAGGGUUUCGACGCUGCUCCGGCCGGCCACCAAAUUCCGUCGAAUUCCACCGAUCCCGGCCUGGUACGCAGAUCAGCUCUCCACGAAUCCAUGGAUCCCAACCAGAUGAUGCCCCGGAGCUUCCCCAUGUGGCCACCGCCCCCACCCACCGCCUCCGACGCCAUGCCGCCGCCGCCCUUCCUCCCACCGCCCAACGCCAACCUCGCCCCCAACCGCGCCUGGAAGCGCAAGAACCCCAACCCCAACUCCGCCGCCUACCAGCCCCCCGCCAUCGCCGACCUGCAGGUGCAGAACCGCGCCAAGGCCCGCCGCUGGUUCAAACCCAACCCCAACAACCGCCGUCCCUUCUUCCACAAGCCCAAGGCCAAGGCGCCGCGCAACACCUCGUCCUUCAUCAUCCGCGCCAAGCGCCUGGGGGGCAUCGCGCCGCUGGUGUCCCCGGGGCCCGUGACCCCCGCCGUGCUGCCCACGCCCGUCAUCUCCCCGGCCCGCGACGAGCGGCUGCUCUCCGACGUGCUCGCGCAGCAGCAGUGGGGCGUCGACGGCUACGGCUCCAUGAAGGGCCUCAUCCGGCUCCGCCCCGCCACCCACGCCCCCGACGACGACGAGGACGAGUCCAGCGGGGGCAGCGACGUGGAGGAGCACGUCGAGGUCGAGAGGCGGCUCGACCACGACCUCAGCAGGUUCGAGAUGGUCUACCCGCAGCCGGGCGCCGUGCUUGAGGACCACGACGAGAUGUAUGACCGGAACCAGGGUGAUGACGUGGAUGUGCAUGUCGCCAGGCUGGAGGAGGAGAACCUCACGCUCAAGGAGAGGCUCUUUCUCGUGGAGCGGGAGGUGGGGGACAUGAGGCGCCGUCUCGAGGCCGUCGAGGCACGAUUCUCUCACGCUGCUGCUCUUGGUAAUGCUGCUGCUGCUGCUGUGGAGAAUGGCACUCAGCUGGGUAAUCCUAAUGCUGCAGCUGCUGCUGAUGACGCAGUUGAGCAGGUGCCUCUGCAGAAUGGCACCGAGAGGGGUGAUGCUAUUGCUGCAGCUGAUGCUGACAAUGAUGCUGUUGAGGUGCCUCUGCAGAAUGGCAGUGGGAGUGCUAGAGUUGGUGCUGUCAGCGACGCCGUUGAGGAGGCUCUGAAGAAUGACACCGAGAUGGGCGAUGCCGCCGCUGAUGCUGACAACACAUUUGAGGGUAGCACGGAGAAGGGUGAUGCAUCUGAUAGUGCAGUCAACAAGUCUCUAGAGAAUGGCACUGCAGAGCCGCAGAAGAGCGGCAAUGAGGAGGAGAGCUACAGCGCAGGUUCGGAGAAGAACGCUGAGAUUGGUGAUGCUGCAAGUGCCCAGGGCGAUGGCCAAGAGGCCUGAGGAGGCACUUGGGCUAUUAUUGGCUGGUGGAAGAAAGAUAGACAGAAGAAGUGGUGGUUAUUACUGUACAUACUUGUCGACCACGGCAGACCCAGGCCAUGCGACGGUGAUUCCCUUUUUGGAAACUGACACGUCGCGUACCAGCGGUGGUUUGUCGUGUAGACAAUGUAAUGUGUUUCCUUUCCUGGAGCUCCGGGAAACGGUUCGUCUGCCGUUUUGAGUUCCCCCCUGUUUUAGUAUAUUUCUCGCGGAGAAACCUUAUAGUGUUUAGCUGUGUUGCCCAAAGUGGUAGAUACUUUAAGAUGAUGAUGGUUUUGUUGUUAUUGUAUCUGUUCAUUGUGAUGA
Messenger RNA from Lolium perenne, 1863 nucleotides. RefSeq lists its product as uncharacterized. The record is from RefSeq and is a predicted model, not a curated record. Lineage: Eukaryota; Viridiplantae; Streptophyta; Magnoliopsida; Poales; Poaceae.